AUGGCUAACUCGAUGGAUGUCUGGGCUCUGACAGCCUGGGGCGAAGGCCUUGAAAAGAUUAUCCAGCCCAUUCCGAAAGUGAAGGGUACUGAGAUCCUAAUCAAAGUCACCCACGCCGGGAUUUGUCAUUCAGAUCUUCACACCGCCGAAGGUUUCUAUGACACAGGCAAAGGACAGAAAUUCUAUGUUAAAGACCGUGGCAUCAAAUUACCAGUCGCUUUGGGGCACGAGAUACUGGGAGUUGUCACAGGAACUGGAGAGGACGCGGUGCAUAUCGCCAUAGGAUCUCGCCAGAUCGUGUAUCCGUGGCUUGGUUGCGGAUCGUGUACUCGCUGUCACCAGGAAGAAGACAACCUGUGCGCGGCGCAAAAUGGCCUUGGAACAAAACAAAAUGGUGGAUUCGCCGAAUACGUGGUUGUACCACAUCCCAAAUACCUAGUGGACCUAGGAAACCUCAAUCCCUCUGUGGCAUGUACAUUUGGCUGUUCUGGAAUCACCACUCUUAGCGCAGUUAGAAAGAUCAUGCCACUGCCGUCUGAUGAACCCGUCCUCUUGAUCGGUGCUGGGGGCCUAGGGCUUGCUGCUAUAUCAGUGUUAAAAUCAUUUGGCCACGAAUUCAUCGUGACAGCAGACAUAAACGACGAAAAAUUGGCUGUUGCUACUGCAGCUGGAGCAACGAAGACGGUGAACACCACUGGUCCGUCCGCAUACGAGGACAUUCUUGCGGCCACCAAUGGCCCUGUUCUUGCUGUUAUUGAUUUCGUAAACUCCUCAUCAACCGCCAGUUUAGUCAACAAUCUAGUUGCCAAGGGAGCUAAAUGGGUGCAAGUCGGCGUGAUGGGAGGAUCUAUUGAGCUGUCACUUGUGGCAAACAUUUUCAAAGGUCUUACCAUAUAUUCCAACAUUACCGGAAAUCUGGAAGAGCUGCGAGAUGUCGUGAAGCUAGCGAAGGAGGGAAAACUCGGCCCCUUGCCAGUCCAAGAAAUGCCCUGGGAUUCGGCGAAUGAAGCAAUGGACUUGUUAAGAGCGGGAAAGGUUUCAGGUCGACUUAUACUAGUAAAGUGA
Talaromyces proteolyticus is the source of this 1065-nucleotide messenger RNA. RefSeq names its product alcohol dehydrogenase. Lineage: Eukaryota; Fungi; Ascomycota; Eurotiomycetes; Eurotiales; Trichocomaceae. Gene Ontology annotation, molecular function: oxidoreductase activity. The transcript has a single exon. Bases 1 to 1065 code for a protein of 354 amino acids. The record is from RefSeq and is a predicted model, not a curated record.